CAGGAACUCGAUUGUUAUAAAAAGGCCCCAGAAAGCUAGCUCCCUUGCCCUUCACCACGAGGACACCUCUGUGUCAUCGCUGAACCAGGAAGUGGGCUGCACCAGACGUGGAGUCUGCCGGCACCUGUGCUGGGACAUCCAGCUCCAGAACUGUAAGGAAUAAGUUUCUAUGGCAUUUCUGUUACAGCGGCCAUAGAGACUAAGACGCCGCCUCUCCCUCUGCCUGUCCCACAUCCUGUCCCUUCAGACUGUUCUUUUCCAUUUGCUCCUUCGGCUCUUGCAGAGAUGUGGGGUGUGGGCAGGACCCUCCAGGCCACUCUGGCAGAGGGACUACUCCCUGAGGGUCCCUUCAGAAGCUCAUCUCCAGGCCUGUGUCUUGGGGCCUCUCCCCAGGCCACCAAUCACUUCACUGCUGAAUGCCACCUGGCUCUCCUGGCUGGGGGACCGACAGGAUUCUAGCUUCAGCAUCCUGUCUCGUCUGGCUUCCAGCACUGGUUCCUGGGCACUUCACUGUGUGAAGGGCUGUUUUGUCCCGUAUUGGAACAAUUAUAUACUGAGGGCAGACUAUUUCAGAUGCCGAUUGGGAAAAGUUCUACUGAUUUAAAAGAAUUUUUUCAAAAAUGGUGGGGAGGGUUAGGCAAGUUUUUUAAGUUAGUUUGGCAAUAUGCAAUAAAAUCACUAAAAAGGAUUCUCCCCUUGACACAAUAAUUGCACUGUUAUAUAGUUAGCACUUACUUUGACUAUCGAUUAUAAUGGUGAAAAAUGAAAACUAUUUGUCCAAUAAUAGUGUAAUGGGUAAAUCUGUGAUGUGACCUACCAUCCAGCCAUUGACUGUUUUUGAAGAAUAUUAAACAGCUUUGAAAAAUGUGUCUAAUAUUCAGUAAGAAAAGCAUUGUGCUUAAUGGUAUGAUUAUUUACAAAUACUGAAUAUUGGUUGGUUAAAAGUGGUUUUACCGUAUGUGAUGGGAAAAAGGUUGUUUUUAUACAUUUUCCUUUUAAAUAUUUUUCAAAGUUUCAAAAAAAAUCAAUGUAUAUUAGUAUUGUCAGGAAAAAAAAAUACUGUAGUUGUUCUAAAAUGAUGUGAUUUCAUCACCAGGAACGUGUUCCCGGAGCAGGCAGGGACUCUGGUGGUCCUCACCCGCUCAGCCAGGAGCAGCAGAGCUGCGAGAACACCAGCGCCUGCCCCAACCCCAGUUCUGAGGUUCCCAGGAGGGUGGCCCUACCGAGAACAAGAGAUGAGCCUCCCCAGAGCCAGGCGGGGCGACCAGCUGCUGUUCCUGGGCAUCAUGGUCCUCGUGGUCCUGGCCGUUUUCCUGCUGUUCUACGCGCUCCUCUGGAAGGCGGGUGACCUCAUCAACCUGCCCAACCUGAGAAUCGGCUUCUACAACUUCUGCCUGUGGAACGAGAGCGCGGGCCGCCUGCAGUGCCAGCAGUUCCCUGAGCUGGAGGCCCUGGGGCUGCCUCAGGGCGCCCUGGCCCUGGCCCGGCUCGGCGUGUACGGGGCCCUGGUGCUCACCCUCUUUGUCCCCCUGCCGCUGCUCCUGGCCCGCUGCAACAGGAGCGAGGGCGAGUGGCAUCUGGCCGUGUGCUUCCUGGCCAUGGCCUCCAUGCUGCUGGCCGGGGGCCUGGGCCUCUUCCUCACCUACACCUGGAAGUGGGUCACGCCCUCCCUCCUGGGGCCUGGAUUCCUAGCUCUGGCCGCUGCCCAGGCCUUGCUCGUCCUCUUGCUGAUGGCCACAGUCAUGUUCCCCCAAAGGGCAGACGACAAGAGCAAGCUGGAGAGCUGCUAGCCCUGUCCAGAGGCUCAGACAGGCGCCAGAGGCCUCGUGGGCUGUUUUCGCAGCCACCCUGCUUCAUAGCUAAUACUGAUUUCAAGCUUGAGCAGAUGGGCCCCACUGAGGAAGGGGCACCCGGCAUAAAGGAGGCCGGGGCUGUGAGGGUGACUGGGCCCUGGGAGUACGGGAGCACAGCAUGCCGAAUCCUGAGGGGGCAGGGAGGGUGAACAGGACUGAAUGGUUCCACAAACGCUGCGUCCCUUCACUGCUCAAGCUAAACCUAGAAAGGAUACAAGCACCACUUGUGCAGGGGGAAUUGUACUUUUCAGCACUGUAUAUUGAAAAACUGUAUAACAAUGGUUGCCUCACUCUGCCUGCCAAAAGCCACCCUGACUACAGAGGCAAUGUGGACUCGGCCCUGACCUCUUGUCCUUAGUGUCCACUUUGGGAGCCCGUCCCACUCGCACUUUCAGAGUGGCCGGGGAUCAAGGCCAAGGCCGCCAAGUGGAAGGGGGCAGCUCAGGAGAGGAGGCCUCUCUGAUGGGUAGAAGGCUUGGACCAAAGGUACCCUGGGAGCACUAAGCUCCCAGACAGAGCACUGCAGGCAAAAUAUCUUCAGGGCUAACAGGGCGGCGGCUCAGGGAUUGCCUGGCUGCCUGUGAGGGAAACUGUAAAUUCGGCUUCCUCCUCUCGCAGAGAGGGUGCUGCCUAAACUGGACAAUUCUGGUGUAUUUAGCAGCCAUACUUUUUUCUGUUUGAAAGUUAUUAAAUUGAUACCUUGGUGCCAA
This is a messenger RNA of Myotis davidii, 2563 nucleotides long. It is a transcript of the gene TMEM140, whose product is annotated as transmembrane protein 140. The transcript has 2 exons. Lineage: Eukaryota; Metazoa; Chordata; Mammalia; Chiroptera; Vespertilionidae. The record is from RefSeq and is a predicted model, not a curated record. Bases 1236 to 1790 code for a protein of 184 amino acids.